UGUCAGUACCGUUUGUGCUUUCGAGCACGCUUAGCCAUUCAACACGUGGGCCCUCAACUUAAUCAAUAGCGUGUCAAGCUCCAGCGCGUCUUGGACCUUGCUGCAGCAGCAGCAGCGGCAUCAUCCGCUGGCCGCAGCGGAGAUACGAUUUCCAUCGCCAAAGGAGUGCAGCAGCCACCGACGAUGCGCUUCCCCUUUGCAUCUGCUGAAGGUCUUCAAUAGGCACCCCAACUAGCUAGGGAGGGGAUAAUGGGGGUGCGAGGGUCGGUAAGCAGUAAGUCGUUAGCGUGCGAUGGUGCGGGUACGAUCGAUCCGGUGCAGAUGAUGAAUCUGGUUGUGCAAAGUGGGUUGCUAGUGCUUACUGUGGCCUUGUGUGGUGCCUUAGGUGAUCGGCAGGACCCGUUUGAGAGCUAUGCCAAGCUGCCGCGAAUAUACGAGUACGAUGAUUUCCACACGUGUCGCCAAAGACAUACCGAUUUCGUGUUCUGUGUCAGCGUCAGCACGCUGCAGGCAGAUCCGUCGAACGUGCUGUGGCAAAACAUAUCUCGGUUACGAUCCAAUCGUAGAAAUUUUCCACACGAUCAGCUUGAACGAGGAUUGUGCUUGAAUGAUCUCUACGCCGGUGUUACCACACACGACCACCGCACGGCAAAGCUGAUUGAUGCGUAUCUCCAUCAUCGCAUCUACGAUCAGUACGGGCUCAACAGCCACACAACUACGGAGUCAUGUUGGACGAGAACGGAUUUCGAACCGAGAACAACAUUUGGCGAAUACAUGUUCGGUUGCCUCACGAUCAUCCUACUGCUCGCCACACUUGGCGCUACCUGGAUCGAUUUCAACGCGCGUCCGAAUGAUUUAUUCGUGGACGCGUUUUCCAUACGAAGAAAUGUGCAGCGGCUGUGGGCAGCACCCAAACCGAAUGCACUGCCCUUUCUGGACGGAUUUCGUGCACUUGGGAUGCUUACCAUACUGAUAGUGCACUCGCAGCUGCCCUUGAUUCGGAUGCCUGUGUGGAACACCGAAGCCUUGGAAGCGCAAGCCAAUCAUUUUAUUUUCCCGCUGGUCAAUUCCGGCAACACUCAUAUGAUACAGUUUUUCUUCACGCUCGGUGGAAUGGUAUUGCUGCCAGCAUACGGAUUCAUCAUCAUCUACCAAGCGACAUGGUACAGACGCAUCAGACGAGGCCCGCUAGAGUACAAGUUUAACGAUUUCUGCUUGAACAACUGGUGGUCUAACAUACUGUUUGUGAACAAUUAUAUUCAUACCACUAAACCUUGCCUUCAGUUCAGUUGGUAUUUGGGAGCAGAUUUUCAACUAUUCCUGAUUGGCUCGGCAUUGCUUUUGCUGGUUUGGAAGUUUCCAUCGACCAAAGGAUGGCUGGUGCGUGUGAUGGUUGCGGUUGCAUUGGUCCUGCCGGGAUACAUCAUCUACACCACAUUAACCACCGCUACGAUGACGUUCGAUAUGAGGCAUGCUUUGGCGGAACUACGCACCUACGAUCAUUUCUUGAAGUACUACCUACCAUCGCACACAAACAUAAGCGGUUAUUUCUUUGGUAUAAUUGCGGCUAUGGUCUACAGGAGUGCGCUAGCUAAGGGCUCGCCAGAUCAGUCCCUGCCGAUAGUACAGAAGUGGUUAAAAGUAUCGUUGGUGGCACUGGUGGGGUUGAAUGCUUUCACCACUCUGCUUCCAUUCGUGAGCGAAGAUCAACAACAUUCCCUCUUCCUUGCGAUCUACGGCAGUCUGCUGAAGGCUUCAUGGGGCUGCAGCUAUAGUCUCGUAUUUUUAGUUUUUGCCCUGAAAGGCAAAUCACGCUUGCUGGACAUGCUAUCGCACAGUGGGUUGCAGUUCUUCGCCAAGAUAAGCUACUGUAUGUACAUAGUGCAAUAUUCAGUCAUUUAUGGAUUGUAUACCAACUUUCCGAUCCCUAUGGUUUACGGAGGCUUCAAUCUGCUACUGCUGACGUCGGCAUCUUUGCUGCUAACAGUGACCAGUGCGCUGCUACUUUAUCUGGCCGUGGAAGCUCCUGUUGUCCUAAUCGGUAACGCGUACGUGACAACGUUAUUGAAAGACUACAGCACUGCCUCGGAAGCAAUCGAGGCUAAACAAGCUCGCAAGCUUCUGUAAAUGUGUGAUAGGACGACGCUUGACUGUUGACUGGCGGAACUAGUUUCCACAGAUAUCCUAUGUACAAAACAAGUAUUCAGCAUAAUAUUCCAUAAUCCUAGCCAUGUAAGCAACAACAAAACCCACAAAACAACCUAAUUAUUGACCGGAAGGAAACGAUUGCUAAAUUGUACAGCUGUAAGGCUUGGAGAGUUUUUAAAUACGGAAUCGAAAAGAACGAUGACUUAUGUACUCAUGUAAAAAAAACUUAAUGAUCAAAAUAAAGUCACUGAUCGAUAUAACUCA
Anopheles stephensi (Asian malaria mosquito) is the source of this 2412-nucleotide messenger RNA. RefSeq names its product regulator of hypoxia-inducible factor 1-like. The transcript is spliced from 11 exons. Bases 250 to 2127 code for a protein of 625 amino acids. NCBI's taxonomy places the organism in Eukaryota, Metazoa, Arthropoda, Insecta, Diptera, Culicidae. The record is from RefSeq and is a predicted model, not a curated record. Gene Ontology annotation, molecular function: acyltransferase activity, transferring groups other than amino-acyl groups.